AUGGAUCGAAGGAGCGAUGCCGAAGACGUCGAGCAGACUUGUGGAAUAUGUGGAAAAGUGCUGGUUAACGUUCACCAGCUCAACGUUCAUCUAAUGGAGCAUGACGAUCGUCGUUGUUGUCCACAUUGUUUGCGGCCGUUUGCCUUAGCGCAACAACUGCUCUCACAUGUCUCUGAGGUACAUGCAGAG
Molecule: messenger RNA, 189 nt
Organism: Strongylus vulgaris
Lineage: Eukaryota; Metazoa; Nematoda; Chromadorea; Rhabditida; Strongylidae
Source: the annotation of a GenBank genome assembly